AUGGGGAAGACACUAGUUUAUCCCAAGAAGGAGUCAAACACCGCCAACCGGUACAAACACAGAGCCACCUAUGACCUCGCUGCAAUCCACUCCAUCAUAAACUCCAGCCAGGUCCUCCAUGUGUCUUUCAACCCGGGUCCCUCAGACCCGUUUCCCGCAAUCUUACCGAUGAUUGGGCAGAUGGCAUCCUUCGACUACCCCUCAGCCGGUAUCGGUGAGCCUUUGGACUGUUACCUUCAUGGCUAUGUCAGUUCACGGAUCAUGAACUUGGCACGCGCGUCAGAGGGCGAUGGAUUGCCCAUCUGCGUGGCAGCUAGUAGAGUGGAUGGAUUGAUUUUAUCUCUCACACCAAACUCUCACAGCUACAACUAUCGCUCUGCCAUUCUCCACGGCUAUGCGAAGCUUGUCACUGACGAAGCUGAGAAGCUUUGGGCCAUGGAGGUUAUCACCAAUUCGGUGCUUGCGGACCGUUGGAAGCACUCUCGCAUCCCACCCGACAAAGCUGAGAUGUCCUCUACUGUUAUUCUCAAGGUUAAAGUUGUCGAUGGUAGCGGCAAGAUUCGCGACGGUGGUGUUUCUGAUGAGAGAAAAGAUACGGAAAAUGCAGAGGUCACAGACCGUGUUUGGACCGGGGUCGUACCUGUCUGGGAGACAUUUGGGCAGCCGGUACCGAGUUCCUCGAACAAAGUUGAAGGGGUACCGGAAUAUGUGACCUCGUACGUCGCGAGCAUGAACGCGCAGAACCGAGACUAUGCAGAGUCCGCGGUGGGAAUUCCUCUUCCUAAAGAAGAAAAACAUUAA
This is a messenger RNA of Aspergillus puulaauensis, 801 nucleotides long. RefSeq names its product pyridoxamine 5'-phosphate oxidase family protein. Lineage: Eukaryota; Fungi; Ascomycota; Eurotiomycetes; Eurotiales; Aspergillaceae. The coding region runs from base 1 to 801 and encodes 266 amino acids. The record is from RefSeq and is a predicted model, not a curated record. The transcript is spliced from 2 exons.